Molecule: messenger RNA, 537 nt
Organism: Dovyalis caffra
Lineage: Eukaryota; Viridiplantae; Streptophyta; Magnoliopsida; Malpighiales; Salicaceae
Source: the annotation of a GenBank genome assembly
AUGCUUGAAGGCCUUUGUAAAAGUAGGGCUACUUUUAUGGUUGAAAAUGAGGAGACUCUUUCUACAAAGCCCAUUGCCCAAGCAAGCACCGAGAAACUAGAUACAAAAAAUGACAUAACUACAUCUAGUGUGAAUUCUACAACAUCACCUUCAAAUGGAAAGCUUCUUAAUAAAAAGGAUUUGGAUGUUCCUGUAGAGCAUCCUUCUUCAUUACCUGCGAAAGAGAUUGAGGUUGUCAUUGAAGAUCAUCUAAUCGAUGAUGGUCAAAAUAUCAAGUCAAGAGAGGUUGAUAUUCCUAUAAAGACCGAUAAAGAGAAAUCUCCAUCAAUAACUAUUAGUUCUCCUACAAAUAAGGAAACUAUAUUGAAAAGUGUCAACCUUAAAGCUACUAAAGGUCGUAGCUUACGGUCUAUCAAAAGAAGUAAGGCAAAUAUGAAGUCUAUUUUGAGAAAUGACAGAAACAAGGAUGAAGCAAGCUCUAUGAGAGGACUUGGCCUCUGUAAAAUAGAGAGUGAAAGAAGAACGUACAACACAUAG